Messenger RNA from Portunus trituberculatus (swimming crab), 3932 nucleotides. RefSeq names its product dentin sialophosphoprotein-like. The coding region runs from base 1405 to 2700 and encodes 431 amino acids. The transcript has 2 exons. The record is from RefSeq and is a predicted model, not a curated record. Lineage: Eukaryota; Metazoa; Arthropoda; Malacostraca; Decapoda; Portunidae.
CAACUACUACUACUACUACUACUACUACUACUACUACUACUACUACUACUACUACUACUACUACUACUACUACUACUACUACUACAUAAUUACACACUGCAAUCAAUCCACUUGUUACAUUUUCACACUUUAUUAUUAUUUGUCUCUCAUAAAACAAGUAAUAUACAAUUUCAGUAACAAAAUAUUUUCCUUUUUUUUUUUUUUUUUUUUUUUAUUCCCUACGUUUAUAUCACCUUAUCUCAAUUCCACCCACGUCUAUAACAUUAACAUCUAUGAAUACCCUUGAUUAUUCCUUCACAUACGAGUAAUCAUUCCUCAUUUUCAUUUAAUUCGUUUCAUGUAACUCAUCUAAUUCUUUUUUUUUCGUACAGUUUACAAAGAUGGCUCCCGUUCUUUUUUAUUUUUUAUUUUUACCUACAUGUGUCGUUCAUUUUAGGAGAUGACGUUUGCCUUAAUGGAUGUGCAUAUGUUACGUGUCAUUUUUAGUCCCACAAGGCUGCGUUGGCUGUAGAGGUGCUUGGGUGUGUUACUGAGGGAAACUGGUUCUUGGUCCUGUAUUUAGAAGGACUUUGCUCUCUCACUAUAACAUAUUUCGAAUGGCCACAGAGACGAUUAACUGGAUCUCCAAUACUCUUCCUUUAAAUACUGAAAUCAUACUUUGUCACUAGAACUAAGAAAAAAAAAAAAAAAACUUUUAAAACGCGUGUAGCUUCAACGAGAGUCUUUUGAAAGAAGUGCAUGGCCAAGAGAAGAGAAAGCACCACCAAUCUUUCCAAGCACGCCGCGGGUAAAGAACGAACUCGCGCCAUCACAGACACAAGCCGACCCCUUUACCACGGAGCUACUCAACCGCCAUGUGUUUCAAAAUGUGAAUGUUAGCGGUGCGUGUGAUUGCAUCAGGACAUCUUACUGACAAACACUGCCUCUUGUGCAACCUAAAGACUUGGUGAAGUGUGGGAACUGUGUGAUUAGGUGGAUGGCUUCGUGGCUUCGUGGGUUGGUGGAUGCAGUUUCUAUCUAUGAGGAUUGAGUGGCUGACUGAGUGGCUGACUGACUGACUGACUGACUGGCUGGCUGAGUGAGUGAGUGAGUGUGAUUGAGUGAGUGAGUGAGUGAGUGAGUGAGUGAGUGACUGAUUAGCUGACUAGUUAACUAAAAACAAUCUUACGCUGCAGGGAGAAAGAAAGUAAAUGCUUGUACCAGCCAGAGAGAGAGAGAGAGAGAGAGAGAGAGAGAGAGAGAGAGAGAGAGACACACAUACCCACACCUGUCAUCCCUACACCUGCCAAAAUAACUCACUUCGAAUCUCAUUAAGCUCACGUCACGGGUUCAGCUUUUCUUGCUUAUAUUACUGAAGAGGCGCUGGUGGGAGACACAAGCGAGACGAGAGCUCCUGAAGGCAAGAUGUGGCCGUGUCGUGUCCUGCUGGUGGUGGCGAUGCUGUUGGUGCAGGGGCGUCUUCCUCCUGCUGCUCUUGGAUUCCCACAAGGACGUGACGACGAUGCUGGGACGAUGGUGAACGUUGCCCUGCGGAAUGGUGACAAUGGUGAUGAUGGUGAUUAUGAUGGUGAUGAUGACCCCAGCGACUCUUCCGAUGAAGAUAACAGUAGUGGUGACAGUGAUGAGUCCAGUGGUAGCAAUUCUAGUGGAUGCUGUGGUGAUAGUGAUGAUGGUGAUGAUAAUGGUGAUGAGUCCAGUGGUAGUAACUCUGGUGGUUGCUGCGGUGGUUCUUCCUCUGAUGAAGAUGAUGAUGGUGAUGGUGAUGGUGAUUUGAUGCUGGAUGGUGAUGAUGGUGACGAGUCCAGUGGUAGUGAUUCUGGAAGCUGUGACAGUUCCUCCUCUGAAGAAUAUGAUGAUGAUGAUGAUGAUGAUGAUGAUGAUGAUGAUGAUGAUGAUGAUGAUGACAAUUCCUCCUCUGAAGAAUCAAAUAGUAGUGGUGAUAGUGAAAGCUCCUCCUCUGAAGAGCUUAAUGAUGGUGGUGAUGAUGGUGAUGAUGAUGAAAGCAAUAGUAGUAAUAGUUCUGGUGACACUUGUGAAUAUACGUGUGAUGAUGAUAGUGAUGAUGAAUCCUGCUCAUAUUCCUGCCCUGACUCCUCCUAUGAUGGUGAUGAUGGUGAUGUGAUGAAUAGGAUUGAUGCUGGUGUUGUUGAUGAUGAUGGUGAUGGUAGUGGUGACAAUUCAACAAGUAGUGGUGAUUCCUUGUGUAGUGGUGAGUCAUGUGAUGAAUCUGAUAGUGACUCCUGCAGUGGUGACUCGUGUGAUGAUGACUUGGGUGGUGAUUUGGGUGGUGACGAUGCUGAUCAUUCAUGCAGCAAAGGAUCCUGUCAUGGUUCCUGCAGUGAUGAAUCUUGUGAUGUGAUGAAUGAUAAUGAUGAUGAUGAUGACGAUGAAGGCUACAACACAGUCAACGAUUCCUGCUUUGGUAAUUCAUGUGACGACGAUAAUGAUGACGUGAAUGAUGACCCCUGCGAUGACGGGUCCUGUGACGAUGAUGCCUUGGGGGACGAGGACACGCGUCGCCAUCUGGAGGCCAAGAAAUUAGCGGCAGGAGUUCGAGGAGGCGAGUACCCAGUGUUUAAAAAGGACACGGAUUUUGUCGUUUGGCUCGUGACCACAACUGACGAAGAGGAAGGGAAGGAUAGGACUGGUGUUGAGAAAUCUCAUAGAAAUAUUGACCUGAGGGAUUGUGACGCUGAGUAGAAAUUCCAGUCACUCUCUUUCAUUUGCUACCUAACUAACAAAACCAACACCAAGAAACUUCUGAUUUUUGGACUUGUGUUUAAACUCUCUUCGAUCUGUUAUCUUUAUUUUUUUUAUAUAAAAGGAAAAAAUAAAAAGUCCCCACUUAAUUACCAGUCCCCUUUCAGGUCCGAGAGAGUUAGCCAAAAAAGAGGGAUAAAUCUCUUGAAACCUCCCUUUUAAAUGAAGUCAAGUCAUAGGAAGUUGGAAAUACAGAAGCAGGUAGGGAGUUCCAGAGCUGAUGAGUGACUGUCCUUUAUUUAUGAUCUAACGGUCUAAAACUCCAAUCUCUCACCAACAUUGUAAUCAAAGCACCAAGACACGUUUUUUAGACUUAAUUCAAAACUCUUUCCUUUUGAGCUGUAGGACAUGGUAUAUUUAAUCCUUUGAGUACCAUGACGCGUUUUCAUAUUCAUUCUGGUUACUAUUUGGUGAUUUUAUACAGCUUCAAAUACUCGUGUGGGGGGAUUAAAACAGCGAAGACUGUGUCCAUUAAUCUUCUGACCUCCAUAAACCCUUCCUAAUGUCAAUAUAAACGUCUAAUCGUAAACAGAUCUAGGUAAAAAUGUGUCCUAGUAUUGAAAGGAUUAAACUACUAAGUAAGUGUUCCUUGGUUCAAUGGCCUAUUAAAAGAAUUCGUUCUCUCGUGACUGUAACCAAUACAUUAUUAAUAUGGACUACUGCUGUGUGUAAGAGUGUCCAUCUACACCACACACACUCCUCGUCUCUUGUCUUAACCCUUCCCUUGUAAUAUACAACAAUUCUUUACACUAAAAAACAACGUACGAGAUUUAUAUUAGCGUUAAAAAAAAAAAUCACAAGAAGUUUUGCAUUUAUUUAGCCACUAUUACGAUCGCUUGUCGCUGUAGAAGAAAGGCCUCACAGUGGUUAGUGAAUAUGGAAAAACUGUGUCAAAUGGCAGUGAAGUGGUUAACGUGCCCAAUAUGCUUCAAUGAAAGAUAAUGACAUGAUAACUCUCAAUGCUAUAGUGACGUUACCUUCAAGUCAAUCUCGUCAGGCCUUGAAUGACUGCCUUAUUAUACGCUGCAUUGUGGUUGACUGUGAACAUUGUCCCAGGUAUUGCUUUCUUCACGUGUGUUGCUUUGUAUUGUGGUUUUCAACGGUGUCUCGGUGAAGGGCGAUGAAAAUUUACACUGCAUGAAAAAAAUAUAGAAAUAAAUAUGAUGAAGUGA